Messenger RNA from Cryphonectria parasitica EP155, 888 nucleotides. RefSeq lists its product as uncharacterized. Gene Ontology annotation, molecular function: snoRNA binding; rRNA primary transcript binding. Gene Ontology annotation, biological process: rRNA processing. The transcript has 4 exons. Bases 1 to 888 code for a protein of 295 amino acids. The record is from RefSeq and is a predicted model, not a curated record. Lineage: Eukaryota; Fungi; Ascomycota; Sordariomycetes; Diaporthales; Cryphonectriaceae. Gene Ontology annotation, cellular component: Mpp10 complex; small-subunit processome; nucleolus.
AUGAUUCGCAGGCAAAAUAGACAAAGAAGAGACUAUCUCUACCGGAGAGCCCUCCUCCUCCGUGAUGCCGAGAUCAGUGAGAAACGGGCCAAACUCAGGGAGUCUCUCGCGACCGGCAAACCCUUAGACCGAGCAAUCGCAAACGAUGAACAAUUGAGGAAAGAUCUCGCAUACGAUGAAACGAGUGCAGACAUCAAGGAUCAACUCGAUCUUGACGACGAGUAUGCUGCACUCUCUGGUGUUGUCGACCCUCGCGUUCUUGUGACCACCUCUCGAUCCCCCUCAAGCAGACUCGCCGCCUUCUCGAAGGAGAUCAGACUGUUAAUGCCCACGGCUAUCCGGCUGAACCGAGGCAAUACAAUCUUGCCAGAGCUUGUGCGUUCCUGCAACAGCAGAGGCCUGUCCGACGUCGUACUUCUGCACGAGCAUCGAGGCACGCCCACGGCGAUGACAGUGUCUCACCUGCCUCAUGGACCCACGGUCUCAUUCUCUCUACACAACGUCGUCCUGAGACAGGACAUACCCAACAGCCUUCGUGGUACCGUCUCGGAAAGCUACCCUCACCUUAUCUUCGAGGGCUUCACUACGCCAGUGGGCCAGAGGAUCGUCAAGGUCCUCAAGCACCUGUUUCCUCCGCUGCCAGCGAUGACUAGCAAGCCCAAGAGCGGCAGGAUUGUCACAUUCAAGAACGUCGACGACAUCAUCGAGGUGAGGCACCAUGUCUUCGUUCGAACCUCGUACGACUCUUGCGAGCUCAGCGAGGUCGGCCCGAGGAUGAGCAUGCGGCCUUUCGAGAUACGAGGCGGAUCACUAGACAACAAGGAUGGUGAUGCCGAGUGGCACCUGAAUCAGUAUACACGUACAAGCAAGAAGAAGAAUUAUCUCUGA